GCCGAAUCGGCGACGCCCAAUCGAUCCAAACCCGAUGGCUGGCGAGCUGGAUGCCGCACCAACUCCAGACGCGCCGCCCACGGCCCCGGCUGACAACCCCGCAGCCCAAGGCCUCCCGCCACCUGCGGCGAGUGAUGCCGCCAAGCCGAUGGUGAUCGACAACGAGGAGGCCGUGCGGGCGGCGCAGGCGGCGGCCCGGGCGAUCCACGCCAAGGUGGGCAGCCGGGCGCUGACCGUGCGGCAGUACCUGGAGGCCAGUGUGGUGCCCAGCCUGAUGGGAGGGAUGCAGGCGCUGGUGAGGGAGCGACCGGAGGACCCCGUAGAGUACUUGGCAGCCUACCUGCUGCAGCACAACCCAAAGAAGAGACCGGGCUGCGGGGGUAGCCCCGCGCCGGUGUGA
This is a messenger RNA of Ostreobium quekettii, 400 nucleotides long. Lineage: Eukaryota; Viridiplantae; Chlorophyta; Ulvophyceae; Bryopsidales; Ostreobiaceae. The record is from the annotation of a GenBank genome assembly.